UGUCUUGCUUUUUAUUUACCGGCUGUUUUUGCAAAGGAAGAAUAUUUUUAUUGAAUUGUCUUAUUUGUAAAAUAUUUUUUGUUAAAUCAUGAACAAGGCCUCGCGACUUUACUGUCCGGCCCUAAUUACACCAAAAAAUGCUGUGGUCAAGCAGACGGAGCAACUGUCUCGCAGCCAAAAGCUCCUGACUGAAUUGGGUUUAAUUAAAUCGGGUAGCAAUGGCACCUAUCAGAUUAUGCCCCUGGCUCAGCGAUCAGUUGACAAGUUCAUUGACCUGGUUCAGAGAAACAUGCAACUGGCCGGAGGACAAAAGAUCACCCUGCCAGUUUUAACGCCCUCAGGUCUUUGGAAAAAGACAGGACGACUCGAUGGAGACAUCUCCGAGUUCUAUAUGGUGAGAGACCACAGUGGCAAGCAGUUCCUCAUGAGUCCAACCCACGAGGAAGCAGUGACUGCCAUGCUUGCCACCAAUUCACCCAUUUCUUAUCGCCAACUGCCCCUGAGGCUCUACCAAAUAGGCCCAAAGUUCAGGGAUGAACUGAAAACACGAUUUGGCUUGAUGCGGGCCAAAGAAUUCCUGAUGAAGGACAUGUAUUCCUUUGAUGUCUCCGAAGAAACAGCCAGGGAAUCGUACUCCAUAGUGAGUGCUGCCUACAACAGGUUGUUCCAGCAGCUGGAGGUGCCUUUUGUUAAGGUAAAUGCCGCCACUGGAAUGAUGGGUGGAAGUUUGUCCCAUGAAUAUCACUAUAUUUCACCAGUGGGCGAGGACACCCUUCUGCAGUGCAGGUCUUGCGGCUUUGCAGGCAACUCCGAGGUCUUGGAAGGCAAACCAGCGUCCUGUCCAAGCUGCAAUAGCUCGAACUUGCAAGAAGUUCGAGGAGUUGAGGUAGCCCACACCUUCCUGUUGGGAGACAAGUACUCCAAGCCCUUGGGCGCCACCUUCCUCAACACCUCUGGCAAGCCACAACCCCUUGUGAUGGGCUGCUUUGGCAUAGGCGUCACCAGGGUCAUAGCUGCAGCUCUGGAGGUGCUCUCCUCCGAACAAGAACUCCGCUGGCCAAGACUCCUGGCUCCGUACGAUGUGUGCUUAAUAGGACCCAAGCAGGGAAGCAAGGAACAGCCUGCAGCGGAAGUGAUUGAGAACGAACUCCUGCUGAAAGUGGGAGAGUGUUGUGGCCACCAGGAGCUGCUCCACGACGACCGCAAGGAUCUGACCAUUGGCAAACGUUUACUAGAAGCCAAGCGCCUGGGACAUCCGCUCACCAUUGUGGUGGGUGCCAAGUCUGCCGAUCUGGAUUCCCCCAAGCUGGAGGUGCACCUCAGUAAAGGGGAGAAACUAGAGCUGGACGUGAACGAAGCCCUCAAACUAGUGGCGGAGCAUAGCCAGCACAAAAAGAGGCUACUUAUGGGCAGCUUUCCCCGAGAAACAGCCGAGAGUAAAAGUCAAUCGGUUGGCCAUCAGCUUUAGCUUUAUGCAAUAAAGUUAAAAAUAACACAAAACCA
Molecule: messenger RNA, 1503 nt
Organism: Drosophila ficusphila
Lineage: Eukaryota; Metazoa; Arthropoda; Insecta; Diptera; Drosophilidae
Gene: ProRS-m
Product: probable proline--tRNA ligase, mitochondrial
Exons: 4
Coding region: 89-1468 (459 amino acids)
Biological process (GO): prolyl-tRNA aminoacylation
Cellular component (GO): cytoplasm; mitochondrion
Molecular function (GO): ATP binding; proline-tRNA ligase activity
Source: RefSeq, a predicted model, not a curated record